Molecule: messenger RNA, 342 nt
Organism: Apiotrichum porosum
Lineage: Eukaryota; Fungi; Basidiomycota; Tremellomycetes; Trichosporonales; Trichosporonaceae
Exons: 1
Coding region: 1-342 (113 amino acids)
Biological process (GO): iron-sulfur cluster assembly
Cellular component (GO): mitochondrion; L-cysteine desulfurase complex
Source: RefSeq, a predicted model, not a curated record
AUGCCCCCAACACUGGCCCAAGUGCAGGCCCUGUAUGGCGCGACGCGCACCGCCGCUUUACGCUUCCAGUCGUACAACUUCCACGCGUACUUUAUCCGCCGCACCAACGAGCGGUUCGCGCCGGCCCUCGCUGCGCUGGGCGACACCACGACCAUCCCCGCCGCAACCUUGGAUGCAGCUGCUAGCGGCACCAAGCUAGACGCCGUGGGACUCGACGCGUUUGUCGCAGACGCAAGCGAGCAGCUGCAUACCCUCGAGCGAUCGGGACUCACCAACGCGAUGUACGCCGGUAACCGUAAGCUCGUCGUCGAGGUCCUGGAGCAGCACCGUCAUUUGGGAUAG